This is a messenger RNA of Lottia gigantea (owl limpet), 150 nucleotides long. RefSeq lists its product as hypothetical. The annotation marks the transcript as partial. The record is from RefSeq and is a predicted model, not a curated record. Lineage: Eukaryota; Metazoa; Mollusca; Gastropoda; Lottiidae. The transcript has a single exon.
GAAAUAUUUAUGGAAGCUAAAGAGAAACUAAAAGAUCAUAUUUUACAUUGGGGAUAUUUAGAUAGUAAACUACGGUACUAUCAAGUCUUACAGCAGGCUGAUGUUUCGAUAUCUACAGCUCUUCAUGAAUUCUACGGCGUAGCUAUGUAA